Molecule: messenger RNA, 2078 nt
Organism: Cyprinodon tularosa
Lineage: Eukaryota; Metazoa; Chordata; Actinopteri; Cyprinodontiformes; Cyprinodontidae
Product: inositol 1,4,5-trisphosphate receptor interacting protein
Exons: 2
Coding region: 220-1818 (532 amino acids)
Cellular component (GO): membrane
Source: RefSeq, a predicted model, not a curated record
GGGCGGGCUGUUAACAUGGGUGGAGCUCCAGCCUGUCAGGAAAUGUAGAGAAGAGGAGGCUGAGGGAACUAACCCCGAAAUGUUCGCGUGGAGGUUGCUGCUUUUACCACGUGAACUUUUCAGCCCGGUCUUCUACCUAAAGAACACUCAGGAUGUGAUCUACAGCUGGCUUGACGUCUGCUUGGUGCCUGAGCGUGCAUAUUAAAUCAUUCGUUCAAGAUGCAGGGGGGCGUUGCACGUGUUUGCAUGGUGAUGGCUGCUGCCAUACUCAACCAUCCCUUUUUCUUUUCAAAUGAAAACGCCACCCUGCCAGAGCAAGAUGAGGAUCUUUUGACUCGGAUGCGGGAACACGAGGAGAGGCUGCAGAUUGAGCGGGCCAGACUGGAAAAAGAGCUCAAGCAGCUGGACUCCAAGCUGGAAGAAACUUCCUUGAAUGAUGGUUUCUCUUGGUACUUUUGGAGCACUGUUUCUUUUGUUAUUUUCAUUGCCAUCGAGUUGUGCAGAGUAGAUCUAGUUGAUGAUGAGAAUGAUCCAGUUGAGGACGAAGAUUUCUUAUCUGAGAAUGGAUUCGCCCCACCUAGGACAAUGGAUAAGAAAGCCUUGAGGAAUUUCUGCGACAAAUGCACCUAUACCUCAGCCCACGAAAACUGGAGGGUGAGGGAAUUUGUGGAGGGUUUUGCUGACGACCUGCUUGAGUCACUCCGGAGCAUGUGUGACAGAGAGGUGGACAUGGAAGUGGGUGAUUUCAUUGGUAUAGGAAGCAUGUUUGAGUCUUGGAAGGUGUGCAAACCUCUGAUGUGUGACCUUUUAGUGCCUUUCUCACCACCGGAUCCCCACUCUUUCCAAAUCCACCUAUGGUGCAGCGCCUCCACCGAUAUCCCGCCAGACAUGCCAGGUUGUGGCACUGUGAAGGUGACUAUGCUUGGGGAGGAUGCAGAGGGUUGCCUUUGUGGUUCUGCCGACAUGGGAGAGGACAUGCUUUGUCUGCUACAUAAUAGAAAUAAGGGGGUCAAAGUGAACCGCAGCCCAGAUGACCUGCUGUGCUCCAAGGGUACACAUUUCCUAGCCAAAGACCGGGUCAUGAGGUGGUUUCAGAUGUCCGUCACCAAAGCUUGGGGGCGCAUCUCCCACAAAUAUGAUUUUGAAGUCACUUUUCGUAACCUGGAUGCUGCUGGGGCUCUGAAGAUCCGAUUCCGCUCCGGAAAAGUUGUUGUACUGAACCUCAUCCCAGUAGUUCAGCUGGAGGACACUGAUGCUUAUUUUGUCUCGCAUUUUCCAUCUCUUCGUGAGGAUUUCCCAGACCCAUACUGGUCUGUCUCUUUAGCUGUCUACGAGAGAAAUCUGCUAAAAUAUUUUGCUAAGAGACUUCCACAAAAUUCUUGCCACCUUCACUGCCUUCAGAUUGCUACUUUCCUACACAGAAAACAGACAAGUCUCACAGGCGUUUCUGCUCUCACUAGCUACCACCUAAAGACUGCUUUGCUGCACAUGCUGCUGAGCACCAAGAGCACAGCAUGGGGCGCAUGCAGUUUGGAGCAGAGGCUUCAGGAUGUGUAUGGCUUCUUGCAGCGGAGCUUGCAGGAAAAGAGACUCUACCACGCUCUGAUUGGGAACAGCAAGGUACCCAAAGACAUCCAGGUUCCUGAGAGAUUCCGUAAAACAGAGCCCGUCAAUCUGUUCAGGUCUCUGGUGCUGCACAGGGAGCUUUACUCAACGACUGUUAGACACUUUCAGGAAAUGCUGAGGAACGCACCUGUUCUCAUAGAAGAGUACACACCUCACGUAUCAAAUGGAAGUUUACACCACAGCCUGGAUUGAUGCGACUCGGAGCAUCUGUUGCUCUCUGAAUGACUGGUGUACACGGUCUAAGAACCAUGAGGAAACACCCUUAAAAAUUCCUGGUGUUUGAAUCUCUGCUUUUUACUUGCAGUCCAGCCAAAUAUUCUUUAUAACUCUGGCAGAUUAAGACAGAACCUGUGCAGGGAGGCCUCUAAACCUCAAAGACCUGAGGUCAUCCCUUAAAGGUGUAGUUGAGGUUUUUUGCAAUUUUUUUAAAGAGACUAGCCCUCUCAACUUGA